Mangifera indica (mango) is the source of this 708-nucleotide messenger RNA. Its product is annotated as G-type lectin S-receptor-like serine/threonine-protein kinase LECRK4. Gene Ontology annotation, biological process: protein phosphorylation. The transcript has 2 exons. Bases 1 to 708 code for a protein of 235 amino acids. The record is from RefSeq and is a predicted model, not a curated record. Gene Ontology annotation, molecular function: ATP binding; protein kinase activity. NCBI's taxonomy places the organism in Eukaryota, Viridiplantae, Streptophyta, Magnoliopsida, Sapindales, Anacardiaceae.
AUGCAGAGGCUUCCUUUGCAGUUCGGGAGAAGAGAUAUGAGUGGUGGAUCAAACAACUUUGCUUUCAGCAAGAUUUUCAUCCAUAGAUAUCAAGUCAGGUCAUACAAGAGAAUCAUUGGAAACGGUAAUUUUAGGUUUUGUGAGGAUAUUGCUCCGACAUCAUUUAGUUUUGUAAAGAUUGAAAAACUAACUGAUGGUUUUAAGGAAGAGAUUGGCAGAGGAUCUUUAGGUAUAGUCUAUAAAGGGAUUAUGAUGAAUUGUAAAAAGUUUGUAGGUGUCAAGAAAUUAGAAAAGGUUUUAGUUGAAGGGGAAAACAAGUUUCUAACUGAGAUUAAAGUUAUUGGGAAAACCUAUCACAAGAAUCUAGUUCGUUUGCUCGGUUAUUUCACUGAUGGAUCCAAUAAGGUGUUGGUAUACGAAUACAUGAGCAAUGGUUCUCUUGUUGAUAUACUCUUCAAACUUGAGAACAAUCCAACUUGGAUGGAAAGAAUGAACAUUGCUCAUGAUAUAGCUAAAAGAAUUUUCUAUCUGCAUGAUGAGUGUGAGACACAUAUCAUCUACUAUGAUAUAAAACCUCAAAACAUACUUAUGGAUAGGAAUAGGUGCUCAAAAAUUGCUGAUUUUGUAUUGACAAAGUUGUUGAAGCCAGACGAAACUAACACUUUCACUGGAAUCAGAGGAACAAGAGGGUAUGUUGCACCAGAAUGA